Messenger RNA from Protopolystoma xenopodis, 147 nucleotides. The record is from the annotation of a GenBank genome assembly. Lineage: Eukaryota; Metazoa; Platyhelminthes; Monogenea; Polystomatidea; Polystomatidae.
AUGCAUGCUUGCUCUGAUGAUGUUUGUCACGGCGGUACAGAAGAACAGCUUAGACCGGGUUACUCCGUUUCGCAGGCCGGUGGGAUGAGCACCUCUCAGAACAAUCCGACACUCUUCACUCCUCCAAGGCGAUCCUGUUUCGGUUUU